Dicentrarchus labrax (European seabass) is the source of this 2766-nucleotide messenger RNA. RefSeq names its product cannabinoid receptor interacting protein 1a (gene cnrip1a). NCBI's taxonomy places the organism in Eukaryota, Metazoa, Chordata, Actinopteri, Moronidae. The transcript is spliced from 3 exons. The record is from RefSeq and is a predicted model, not a curated record. Gene Ontology annotation, cellular component: plasma membrane. Gene Ontology annotation, molecular function: type 1 cannabinoid receptor binding. Gene Ontology annotation, biological process: negative regulation of signaling receptor activity. The coding region runs from base 157 to 645 and encodes 162 amino acids.
AGCCCUCACAGUUCCGCUCUUAUUUUGAAACGCGUGGCCGGAAGCCCCGCGCUGUCCUGACUCCGGUCCCUCCUCAGCAUCACCGCAUCCUCCGCCGCCUUCCCCCCUCGAUACGGGACCCGAAGCUGACCCCGUUAGAAGACUAAAGCCGGGAUAAUGGACGACGUCCCUCCGAUCAUCAACAUCUCCAUCUCCCUGCGGAUCCAGCCCAACGAGGGGCCCGUGUUCUUCAAGGUGGACGGGACCCGGUUCGGCCAGAGCAGGACCAUCAAACUGCUCACUGGCUCCAAGUACAAGAUCGAGGUGGUGCUGAAGCCUGGAAACGUCGAGGCCACCACCAUGAACAUCGGAGGCAUCGUCUUCCCUCUGGAGCAGCAGUCCAGGGACGAGGAGUCGGUGGUUUAUCACGCCCUGUACGACACCGAGGGCGUCCCGCACACCAAGAGCGGAGACCGGCAACCCGUCCAAGUCAGCAUGGAGUUUAACAAGGCGGGAACGUUUGAGACGGUCUGGCAGGCGAAAUACUACAACUACUACAAGAGGGAGCACUGCCAGUUCGGCAACAAGUUCAGCAGCAUCGACUACGAAUGCAAGCCCAACGAGACGCGGACCCUCAUGUGGAUCAACAAGGAGGCGUUCAACUGAGUGGGCCCGCCCCCCCCCCGCUGUCCACGCUCCGUACACCGAGCAGGGGACACCAGUUGUACCAGGACUACUUCUGAACAUCAGCAUCACAAUAAAAGGACAGCCUUAUCCUAAAGGCGGCGUCACGUCAGCGAGGGUUUGGUGUUUGUGUUGUUUAGUGAAAAGGGAAAAGAAAGAAUAGCUGUUAGCUGUUAGCUGUGUGUCUUUAAGGGGGGGGGGUUAAAGCUUUACUCUGCAGUGGUCAGCAGAAGGGAAUCGUUUGAAAAGCAGAAAUGCUUUACACACACACGCUAACUGCACACGGAUUCGGUUUGCUUUUAGGAUGUUUUCUAUCAAAGGAAGCUGCAGAGUUUAGCUUUAACGCAGCGGUUGAAGGGACAGUCGGGACGUUUGGGGAAUCGAAUAUAAAAUGAAUCUCAGUAUGUUUAGUGUGGAGAUAUGUCUGGGAUGUGUUUAGCCUAGCUUAGCUCAAAGACUGGAGCACUCAUCAAUGAGCGGUUUCACUCGGUAGUACAUCGUCACUUCUGCCUCCAGGUUCCAGUCGUGGGAAGCUGCUGGCAUCGGCCCGUCAGGAGAGGAAAAACAUACAAACAAAUCCAAAGUUGUCUGAUUUCGUCAGCUAACCAGCUCGUCAGCAGUCCGUCCUUCAGGCAGCUGACUGUACAGUUAGCUCAGAGCUAGAAUCUGGCAACUAUUACUGGCUCGGAGCGAUGCUGAACCUCGAACCGGUUCUGGACUAGGAAAACUGGUUCCAGCGCAGCACCAAAACUUUGCUGGUCUAGAACCAAGAACCUUUUACAUCAGGGGCAGAUAGCUAUGGAUUUAUUAGAUGUUUAGUGAGCUAUAAUAAUAAUAAUAAUAAUAAUAAUAGUGAUGUAAUGAUGUGGCUCUAUGGUGGUCAGUCUGUAGAAAAGCUUCUGUUUGAACCGGCACUAGCACUGAUUCUAAAACCCAAAAUGUCCCCUAUUUCUGCACCUGUUCAAUAAUUCAAUAAUAUUUAAUAUUAAUAUUUUUUUGGGAGGUGCAUUUGUUCACUUUUAAUGGCUAGCAGUUUCCACUUGCUUCCAGUCUUUGUGCUAAGCUAGGCUAAAUAUUGGACCUAUCUCUGUACUGGACUGAAAUGUUCCAGCUGUUCCUUUAAGGUGGACUGAAAAGAGAAAUACCCUUCGAUAAUUAAAUGUAUCGCAGCACGGGACGGGAGGGACGGAGCGCAGCAGCUAGCGUUAGCCGAGGACCAGGAUGGAAGACAUCUGUGGACGGAGGAAGUAUUUGACCUAAUUUAUUAAAUGUGUGGAUGUGUCCGCGAGAGAGGACAGACGACGUUUGAGAGCGUGUACAUCAUUGUAAUAGUUUUGACUUUUCUUAUGUGUUAUGUAUUUCAUUAUUUAUUUCUGGAAAAAUCCACCAAAAACACAAAAACACUGACGAGACAAAACGAGAGAAAAGUUGCUGCAGGUUUUAAGAAAAAGAGGUUUUCUAAAGAAGGAAACAGACAAUACGAGUUCUAACAGUGUGAAGGGAUGAUGGUGGGUUUCUCCUUUAAAGGGAACGACUGGUGUUACUCUAAAUUUAACAACAUGUUCAAAAAGGUUCAGUGAUUUCCUGAAACAGCUGCUCACUUUUAUUAAAGAUAAAAACAAAAACCCAGUGGAGGAGGAACUAUUUUCAGCGGCGGAUGAAUCCACAUUUGGUGCUCUAUAGUGAGAUUGAGUCAAAAUAAACUGCACUGUGGCUCAUUGGUGUGUUUUUUAAUAGUUUUUCUUACAACAGUGGAGCUCAGAGGACGCAGAUACACACAUUGUUAGUAGAUACAUUCACCGUUCGUUUGUUGACAGGAAGUAAAAUGUAGAAUAUCACCAGACUUCUCCUUUAAGCCUUCGGACGCCUCUGUCUGUCUUUCGUUGGAGUCGCGGUACUUACACAUUACAUUUGUGCUUCAGCGGCUGUUUUUAUUCUCUCUGUUUCCUCCUGAAGUGCAUGGCUGGAUUCAUUUUGCCAAAUCUGAUCUGUUUGUUAGUUCUUUGUUAAGAUAUCUCGAUGCCUACACCUUGCUGUUUGGUUAUGUGUUGGACUUAAGGAGUAUAAAGUGUCUUUGUGAAUAAAAGAGUAUACUGAACCAAU